This is a messenger RNA of Anthonomus grandis grandis, 2828 nucleotides long. RefSeq names its product cullin-4B. NCBI's taxonomy places the organism in Eukaryota, Metazoa, Arthropoda, Insecta, Coleoptera, Curculionidae. Gene Ontology annotation, molecular function: ubiquitin protein ligase binding. The record is from RefSeq and is a predicted model, not a curated record. The coding region runs from base 307 to 2568 and encodes 753 amino acids. Gene Ontology annotation, biological process: ubiquitin-dependent protein catabolic process; DNA damage response; protein ubiquitination. Gene Ontology annotation, cellular component: Cul4-RING E3 ubiquitin ligase complex. The transcript has 9 exons.
AACGUUUAAUUAAUGAUUUGCACAUGUUAGACAAAGAGACCUUUAGUAAACAAUAUCAAAAAAACUGAACCUGUACUAAUUUACCAUCGUGCAAAUCCCAGAAUUCAGAAUAGACUAAAAAAAAUAUAACUAUUAAAAAGUUGGUUAAAAUUAUUGUUAACAUGUUACUGUUAAAAGUCCUAGCAAAGGCCUUUUAUAAAUAAACAAGAAAGUAUUAAUAUACCUAAAUCAAUUUUAAAACCUUGAAGAAAGCAAAAUAACCAUUAGAAAAAAAAUUAAACUUUACAAUUUAGAGAGUUUGUAAAGAUGGGCGAUGCACCAAACAAUCGUAGACCAAAUUUUUCCAAUGUUCCUGAAAAUGGGAUAAAUAGAAAUGCUAAUGUGCUAAACAUCAAACCCGUUGCUAAGAAACUUGUUAUUAAAAAUCAGAAGUUAAGUGAGCCUAAGUUGCCCGAUGAUUACACAGAGCAAACUUGGAAAAAGCUCAAAAGUGCAGUUCUAGCUAUACAGCAAUCAAAACCAAACCAGUAUACCCUGGAGGAGCUGUAUCAAGCUGUAGAAAAUAUGUGCAAUCAUAAGAUGGCCCCUCUAUUGUAUCAAAAGCUGCAUAACCUUACUGAGCAACAUGUUGCCAACAAUAUUGAACAAUUUUUAGCAGAAUCAAUGGAUCGUUACUUAUUUCUUAAGAAAAUGAAUGAAACUUGGCAGGCACAUUGUCACCAAAUGAUCAUGGUUAGAAGUAUAUUCCUAUACUUAGAUCGCACAUAUAUUCUUCAAAACCACAUACCUUCAAUUUGGGAUAUGGGUCUGGAGUUGUUUGGGAAAUAUAUACUUCUUAAUACUCUAGUUCAAACAAGAGUUGUAGAAGGAUUGUUAAUGCUUAUAGAAAAGGAACGGCAAGGAGAUCAGGUUGAUCGUUCGCUACUUAAAUCUCUUCUAAGAAUGCUCACUGAUCUCCAAAUUUAUGAUAAGGCCUUUGAGCAUAAAUUUCUUCAAGCUACUGAGCGUCUUUAUGCGGCUGAAGGUCAACGUCUAAUGCAAACAUUGGAAGUUCCAGCCUAUUUAGCCCAUGUAGACAAACGAAUUGCAGAGGAAAAUGAAAGGGUGUUACACUACUUGGAUCCUGACACGAAAUAUCAAUUAAUUCAUACAGUAGAAAAGCAGCUUCUCAGGGAACAUGUUACUCAAAUUCUUCAGAAGGGAUUGGAUCAGUUGCUUUCUGAGUUUAGAUUAGAAGAUUUGACCCUUCUUUAUAACCUACUUAGUAGAGUGAAAAACGGGUUAAUUGAACUUUGUAGCGCGUUUAACGCAUAUAUUAAGAAAAAAGGAAGAACCAUCGUUAUCGACCCUGAAAAGGACAAAACAAUGGUACAAGAGCUUUUAGACUUUAAAGAUGCUAUGGAUAAUGUUGUUACAACUUGUUUUACUAAACAUGAUAGGUUUAAUAAUUCUCUAAAAGAGGCGUUUGAACAUUUUAUUAACCAACGUACUAAUAAACCUGCUGAACUAAUAGCGAAGUUCGUGGACUCCAAGUUGAGAGCUGGUAAUAAGGAGGCUACUGAAGAGGAACUUGAACGGUUGUUAGACAAGAUUAUGGUCCUGUUCAGAUUUAUACAUGGCAAAGAUGUAUUUGAGGCUUUCUAUAAAAAGGAUCUAGCAAAACGGCUCUUAGUUGGAAAAUCGGCAAGUGUAGACGCUGAAAAGUCAAUGCUAAGCAAAUUGAAGCAAGAAUGUGGAGGAGGAUUUACCUCGAAAUUAGAAGGUAUGUUUAAGGAUAUGGAAUUAAGUAAAGACAUUAACCAGGCCUUCAAACAACAUCUGGCGGUAAACAGUAGGGAUUUGCCUCAGAUUGAAAUGACUGUUAGUAUAUUAACAAUGGGAUAUUGGCCCACUUACCAACCCAUGGAUGUCACUUUGCCUGACCACAUGGUUCGUUUACAGGAUAUUUUUAAAGAUUUUUACUUGAGUAAGCACAGUGGUCGCAAACUACAGUGGCAACCUACCUUGGGACAUUGUGUCCUCCGAGCUACGUUUAAAACGGGUCCCAAGGAAUUAGUUGUAUCGCUUUUUCAAACAUUGGUUCUAAUUUUGUUUAAUGACUGUGAUUCAUUAGCCUUUGAGUACAUUAAGGAAGUUACUAAUAUUGAAGACGGCGAGCUCAGACGGACUUUGCAGUCUUUAGCUUGUGGAAAGGCUAGAGUUUUAAACAAAAUUCCCAAGGGAAGAGACGUAGGUGAUGAAGAUCAAUUUAAAAUAAAUCUAGAUUUUACUAACAAAUUGUUUCGCAUCAAGAUUAAUCAGAUUCAAAUGAAGGAAACGACCGAGGAGCAAAAAGCAACAGAAGAACGAGUAUUUCAAGAUAGGCAAUACCAGAUAGAUGCUGCCAUAGUAAGGAUAAUGAAAAUGAGAAAAUCCCUAAGCCACAAUCUUCUAAUUAGUGAAUUGUAUCUGCAGCUAAAGUUCCCUGUGAAACCUGCUGACUUAAAGAAGCGAAUUGAGUCCUUAAUCGAUCGUGACUAUAUGGAAAGAGAUAAAGAUAUGCCAAACCAAUACAACUAUGUGGCCUAGUUAAAAAAUACAUAAUACCGUUAAAAGAAAUAAACCGCGGUGAAUAAAAAAAAGUGGAGUAAAACUUCUUAGUACGAUUAAGAAAAAAAAGUUGUUAUUUAAUUUUUACCGAGCCUUUUAUUAUUUAAACAGUGAAGGAUUGACGUCCCCAUUGCUUUUAUUUUUAUUUUCCAGCUUUUUAUUUAAUUUAUUCCAAGCUAUAGGAAGUUUCACUUUACAAAAGGAUUAUAAUAAAAACAUUAUUAUAUUGUUCAAAACUA